This is a messenger RNA of Trichoplax adhaerens, 495 nucleotides long. RefSeq lists its product as uncharacterized. The record is from RefSeq and is a predicted model, not a curated record. Bases 1 to 495 code for a protein of 164 amino acids. Lineage: Eukaryota; Metazoa; Placozoa; Uniplacotomia; Trichoplacea; Trichoplacidae. The transcript is spliced from 6 exons. Gene Ontology annotation, molecular function: RNA binding.
AUGGACAACGACAAAAGUCAAGCGUCAUCCAUCAAUCGAUUGAAACGCCGGCAGGAAUGGUGGAAAAAACAUGCCAAGAAGGACGCUAGUCAAUCCAGUAAUCCCAUUCAAAAUUUGAACAGCGAAAAUAACGCCGCUGCGGAAAUCAAGCCUCCUUUAAAGAAUAAAUCAUCCAAACGUUUUAUCCUUUUCUUAGGUAAUUUAAGUUAUUCUACCACCGACGAAGAUAUCUUAAAGCAUUUUAAAAAAUGUGGUCAUAAUUUACAAGUACGAUUGUUAACCAAAAAGGAUGGUAGUCCAAGAGGAUGUGCAUUUCUUGAAGCCUUCAGAUAUGCUGAUUACCAGAAAGCGCUAAAGUAUCACCAUACGUCAUUAAACGAACGCAAAAUAAAUGUUGAAGUUACAUGUGGUGGUGGCGGCAUAUAUAUUGGUAUGUUACGACAAGCUUUGAAAUUGGAAAUGUCUGUUAAUUCUUACAAUAAAAUACAAAUAUAG